UCGUCUAUUAAAUAACAAACAUUACAGAAAUGAGUGCUGAAAGGAGACCCCUGGUAGAGUAGACGUCCAAAGUGUGUCUUUAGUCGCCACUUCCUGUGUUUAUUUCUAACUCAAUUUCGCACACUUUCUCUGAUACAAACGGAUAUGACUCUCAAUACCCCAACAUAAGCGAGCCAACAUAUAGACCAACAACCCCAAAUAUAGCUUUACCACUGCGUUUCCCCUUUUGCGUCUUUGGAGACGUGCAAAGUUAACCAGUGCAGAAUUAACCCUGAUAUGCACCGUUUCUCCACUUAAUAACUUCCAGUAAGUUCGGAGGUGUGAGACCAUUUCUACCGUGAUACUGCAGCCCCGGAAGACCCUAAAUGUCCCCACUCCCAAACGAGCUGCAGUGUGGAUGCUCAGUGUACAGGAGAAAGAGGAGGAGGAGGUGCGGCAGAGGAGAUUUGGAGGAAGAAGAAGAGGAGAGCGCUGUUGCUCCGUCACAAACUCUGUAGCCCUGUCGAGCCCAGAGACACUCGGUCAGUCAGUGUCAGUCAGUGUAUUGUUGGAGACGGGGUUCUGCUGAAGUUGCCUGUCCCAUCAUCACUCAGAGACUUGUCUGAAAACUUUUGCUGGAUUCUUUGAUUUGUAUGAGAGGAGGAAGACGAAGAAGAGGUGAAGCUGUGAGCGUCCGUGUGAGGGAAUGGAGAAGCACAAAGUGCUGGACCAGCUCCUGAUGGAGCUCCACCGCCUCCUGCUCAUCCUGGAUAAGGAGACGCUGAGUGGGAAUGCGACCGUCCAGAAGGGCCUGCUCUCCGAUCUCCUCCAGUCCUACAGAACCGUCAGUGGUGCUGAUGAAGAGUACAUCUACAUGAACAAAGUCAACGUUAGUGGAAAGGACAAAGCUGGCAAAGAUGACAGACCAGAUGCCUUUGUCAAUGGAAAAGCAGCAAAAUACGUCCCUGUCCCACAGAAGAGCCUUCCUGACCUGCCGCCCCCCAGAACAGGUGUGGUGAGUCGGGAGCCGUUCCCCUUACCUGCAGUUCCUGCUUCAUCUACAGAUAAUACAGAGAGUUACUAUGAGGAGGCUCAGCCCUAUGAGGAAACUUUCAAUGAUGAUGGGGAGGCAGUAAGCAGCUCAUACGAAUCGUACGAUGAAGAGGAAGUGACCAGAGGGAAAUCGCCGUCUGCGCAGCACCAGUGGCCUUCAGCAGAGGCGUCCAUUGAGCUGAUGAAGGACUCUCGGAUCUGUGCCUUCCUCUGGAGGAAGAAGUGGCUGGGCCAGUGGGCUAAACAGCUCUGUGUCAUCAAAGAUCAUCGCCUGCUGUGUUAUAAGAGCUCCAAAGAGCAGACACCUCUGCUGGAUGUGAGCCUGUUGGGCUGCUCUGUGGUCUACAAGGAGAAGCAGCUGAAGAGAAAGGAGCACAAACUGAAGAUCGUCCCAGUGGGAGGGGAGGCCAUCGUUCUGGGCCUUCAGAGCAAGGAGCAGACCGAGCUAUGGCUCAGGGUCAUUAAUGAGAUAAGUCCCAAGCCAGCAGAAAACUGUGAACCCCAGCACUCUGUGUCUGACUCCCCAAGGCUCAUCUGUACGAAGGGAGAUCUGAGCGAGAGAUACUCAGUGGCUUCAGAGAGCGGCAGCAGCACCGACAGUCACGCUGAAACACCAGAAAACAAAGAUGUGAAGAAAAAAUAUAGCGCAGGCCUGAAGUUCAGCAACCUCAUGAACAUUGGGAAGAAGAAAUCCUCAUUGUUAGAGAGCACAGGGAAAUGUGUGGACACCUCAGGCUACCUUAAUGUUCUGGUGAACAGCCAAUGGCGGACCUGCUGGUGUCUAAUCAAGAACGGACAGCUGUGGUUCUACCAGGACAAGGGCAGGAACAAAGUGAGCCAGCCAGCUGUGACUCUGGGAGGCUGCAGUGUUUUGCCCGACCCGAGCCCGGAGCACCUGUACUCCUUUAGGAUUGACCUGGACGGCACGCAGCUGGCAACCCUAGAGGCUAAGACUUCCGCAGACAUGGGCAACUGGCUGGGCCUCCUGCUGUCACAGACGGGGACAAAGACUGACCCGGAGGAGCUGACAUACGACUAUGUCAACGCUGAGAGGAUCUCCAGCAUUGUCUCUGCCGCCAAGACUUCCUUAUACUUGAUGCAGAGGAGAUAUUCAGAGCCAAACACCUACAUCGACACCCCACCCUCCAUCUCCCACAACUCUGAUGAACUGUACGAUGAUGUGGCGUCUUUAGCUGAUCCAGAGGAUACUGAAGACAUUGUCCUGCCUGACAGUGAAGACAACAACCUUCAGGAGCAAAAUGAAUCCUGCUCACAGGAGAAAAGGGACUCAGACCAGGACCCUGAUAGCAGGAUUUACCUGGACCUGGUUCCUGUACGCUCCUUUCUGCACACAUCCCCUGGGACUAAAUCUUCCCCUGCCAAAGAAACUUCUACACAUUCCCCCGUCACAGUAGAAGACCAGAGGGACCAACCAUCUCUGAACAAAGAGGUAAAUUCAACAAACAAUGCUGAGCCAGAGUCGACGCCUGUGUUAAAUGGAACAAGUUCCGCUACAGGCAAGCCAGAACAAGAGCGUCCCCAAACUCCCAAUACCCAGCAGCAUCAAACUCAACUAGUCAAGACCUCGCCGCACAACCAGGAGACCCCAAAAAGGACCCUGGAGAUCCCACAUGCCUUUAACUCCCCCUCCUCAGGGAUCCAUAAUAAAAGCCUAGUGGGGCAGAAUGCUACAGGGUUUCCUCUGAGUCCUCAACCCCGGCCUAAGUCACACACAAUAGGGUCUUCCAGUGCAGUGGAGGUCAAACUAGGCAAGAACCGCACAGAGGCUGACAUGCGCCGCUACAUUGAUGACCGUGACCGCCUUGAGAAAGAGAGGGAAGAUGUGAAGAGCAGUUUGUCGAACCUGAAGAAGCAGAGGAGGGAAACCAAAGAGGAGCUCAGCACCUGCCAAGAUCCCAAGCAGCAGGCCUCAUUAGAGGCCCAGCUGAAGCAGAAGGAGGAGGCGUGUCGGGAGGCAGAGCGAUGCAGGGUAGAGGUGGAGCUGCAGUUGAUGGAAGUGAAGGAGAGUUUGAAGAAGGUGGAGUCGGGGCCGUUCACACUGGGAACCACACUGGACAGCAGCCUCCAGGACAUGCCCACAUCUAAAGCAGCAACCCUACCUGCCUCCCAGACAUCAUCAUCAUCAUCAUCAACAGCUUCAUCCCAACCCUCCAACAGCAACGUCAGUGCAGACCCUGCCUCGCCCAUCAACUCUGCCUCUGCACUGAAAAACAGACCUGCUUCCAUCAUGGCUACCAAAGGCAAAGUCCUGCAGAAAGCCAAGGAAUGGGAGAAGAAAUCCACCACCUAGAAGAUACCCAGGAUGCCCUUUGACCUUUCAAAUAAUAAAGUUCAUCCACAUCUGGUCAUCCACAACUUGUUGUAGUUCAAGGACCAGUCAGUGUAAUCAACACCCUCUAUCAACCAGGGGUGUGUUCACGGGGCUGACCAGGGGUGGCAUGGGCCCCUCUUGAAAUCUGGACACCCAAAGUGUCGGUCAAAAAAUCCUAAACUAUGAUUGGCUAUUUUUCUUGUCAGAGGCAGGACUUGUUUUAAAAUUAACAAUUUGAACUGUGUUGAAGGCUGCGAGUAGCUUUCUUUGCAUUUAAAUGUAGCAAGUUUUCUUUUGUUGGUACCUUAAGUUGUAGAAAAAUACGUCACGGAUCGAUUUUAUAAGACGAGGGCGUGGGAGAGGAAUCAGUUCUCCGAAACAACAAGCAAACUUUGGCCACUAGAUGUCGAAUAUAUAUUUAUUAGAAACAUGUGGGUAUUGAAAUGUUGCCAGUGAAUGUAUUUUUGACAGUUUGUAGGAUUUUGAUUGCUAUUUUUAAAGUCCCUUAAAUUUUGAUUUUGGAUGAAUAUUUUGGAUGAGCAUCUGUUUGAUACUUUGUUCAAGUAGCUAUGAUUAGUGGUGACAGUAAGGGUAAAAAAAAAAGUACACACAUCUCAUGCCACCCCUGUACAAGUCAAUGCCCAGUUAGGCCACCCCAGAAAAAAAAAGUCUGGACACGCCCUGCUGUCAACCUCCCAGUGGAUCCUUCAUUGCAGUCACCAACUUGUCAAGACUUAUAGCCAAUCAGAGAGAUCCACAAGCCGUCAUCUCCAAAACCACUGGAUAAUCGUACUUUCAAUGACUUUUCAUGAUGGUUUGCUUUCUUUUGUUAUAGGCAGGAUGUUGAUGUUGUAGCAUUUAUGCCAGUCCAUGAAGCACAAACAGUUAAAACCACUUCAGUUUGACACAUAAAGAAACCCCUUUACAAACAUGGCCAUUUUGUACACCAUAGAUUGUAGCUUGGUUCAUAUAUGCUGGUAGCCAAGAUGUAAAUAUAUUUACACCAUUAUUCAGCCUGUUGGCUUGUAUUGCUAGCUAAAGAUGCACUUUUUAUUCAAAUAAAAAUGUAAUGACGACAA
Notolabrus celidotus (New Zealand spotty) is the source of this 4443-nucleotide messenger RNA. RefSeq names its product actin filament associated protein 1-like 2 (gene afap1l2). Bases 686 to 3343 code for a protein of 885 amino acids. The transcript has 19 exons. Lineage: Eukaryota; Metazoa; Chordata; Actinopteri; Labriformes; Labridae. Gene Ontology annotation, biological process: regulation of interleukin-6 production; inflammatory response; regulation of mitotic cell cycle. The record is from RefSeq and is a predicted model, not a curated record. Gene Ontology annotation, molecular function: SH2 domain binding; SH3 domain binding. Gene Ontology annotation, cellular component: cytosol.